AUGGCAAAACUACUUGUAUAUCGUCCACGAACAAUACAUGCCGUUAAGAGUUUUCGCAAAGAUCUACAAAAAUCCUAUAAUCCAACUGUUAAGAAUCGAUUACGACCACUACUCAACAAUCUUAAACAAAAAACUACAGUUGCUGCUGCUGCUGCUGCUCGCCAAAUUAUUCAUCUUGUUCUCGAUGAAUUUAAACGCAUGAAUAAGGAAGAAAAACGGAUCUAUGAAAGACAACUAACACUUGGUUUGGAAGAUAAUGACGUAAAAUCUUCAAACACAAUUACAGCUCAAUUAGUUCAUUAUGCUCUCUAUCUAUUAAAAAGUGACAAUGACAAAUUAAUGUCACUUAUCUAUUCGAUCAUUUUAGUCAUCUGUAAAUUAGGUGUUCAUUUUAUCUUUCGUCAUGAAUUAUUCAAAAGCACCCCUGAAAUAUAUACAUUAAGUUUAUUGUUGAUUAGUACACAACAGUAUGCUCUGACACUUUCUGGACUUCGACUUUGUGUCACUAUUCUCAACGGUGAUGAAAUUGAACAUAAAUAUGCAUUGGCAUAUUCACAACAUGAUACCUCUAGUGUUCGAAAAAUUUUAGAUGCAAUCAAAUGGUUAUUGUCUCCCUAUAUAACACUCAAAAACUUAUGGAAAAAAGAGAAUGAUGGUUCUGCGAAAGAGAAAAACGAAUUAGUCUUAAAUAGUGCAGAAAGUCUUUGUUUUCGUCAUGCAGGCAUUUUACUUGAACAACGUUGCCUACGCAAUCUCGCGCCAUUAUUUUACGGCUCAAAAGAGAAUUGUGAACAAGUGACAAAAGAUGACAUUCACAACUUCGUCGAAAUCAUUGGUAUUUUAACUAAUAGUCGUAUGACUCAUUGGAAUCGAGAUGAAGACAAAUCUUAUUUCUGUCCAAUGCUUGUUAGUCAUCUAUGUGCACUUCUAACACCCAUUCUUUUUUAUGCCCCACCUUCCGUUAAUCGAGCAUUGCGAAAUGAAGAUCAUCGUUUGCUGACCAUUCCUAAAGUUAUUCCUUUCUUGCUCGAAGCGAAGAAAGCUGACGAAGCUAUGAUAAAUACAUGUAUUCGAUUUUACACACAUUUUGUUCAGUUGAAAUGUAAAGAAGUCAAAGUCGACAAUGACACUGAUGAUAAUCAAGAAAAUGUACAAUUGUCUGAUGUAAAAACAACUGGAAAGCUUAACGAGCCACCGAUCUUCUUAAAUCUUUCUGAAGAUCUGAUUUCGUCAUACUUCGAUUUAUAUCGUCAAAUUCGAGAACAAUGCUUAGCUGACGACAAAUGUGCACAACAAGAACAAAUCCAAAGAUUACUAGGAGAAGAAUGGAAAAAAUUGAACACUGUUCAACUGCAACAUGAGAACGAACAACUUAAACGUGAAAAUAUGUCACUCAAAGAAGAACAGUCACGAUUGAGAAAUGAAUUACAGCGCACUCACGAGGAGAAAGAUCGGGUUAAUAAAGAGUACAUACAAAAGGCUCAAGAAGUAGAUCGUCUCAAACUAAUGCUUACCACUGCUAUACAUACAGAGCCUCAACAACCAUCAAUUUCUCUUCCUGUUGACAACAAUAAUGAAGAAAAUUCAUUCGAUGAUUUAGAAAACCUUGCGCCACAUGAAAUUACUCCGGCACAAGCAGAACGAUGUAUCCGAGCAAUCUAUCUUCGACGAACAAGAUUCAAUGAUCCAGACAUGCGACAGUCUAUCUGUGGAUCACUCAAACAUCUUGGUUCUGAUCUGUACAGUUCACCGGUGCACUUUCUACAUGAACUCAUUCAGAAUGCUGAAGACAACUUUUAUGAUGACAAUGUUGUACCAUGUCUACACAUUGAACUUAAUCACAAUUAUAUUCUCUUGUCGAAUAAUGAGCGAGGUCUUCGAAAAAAAGACGUAUUAGCUAUUUGUAGUGUAGCCGUUAGCACAAAAACAACUCAACAAGAACAGAUUGGUGAAAAAGGUGUUGGUUUUAAAUCAGUUUUUGCUGCAUCAAAUGAGCCAUUGCUUAUUUCACACGCUUGGCAAUUUCAAUUUCGUGUACCAGGUCAUGAUGCUAUGUCAUACAUAAGUCCAUUAUGGAUAACAAAUCAAGAUAUCCCUGAUUGCAUUUCUAGCCAAAUUUCAACAUCCCGUCAAGAGACUUAUCUUUAUCUACCGCUGAAAUUCCAGGCGCAUCCAUCGGAAACCGAAUCAUUCCUUAAUCAAGUUAUUAAGGCUGUAGAUCCCUGUAUUUUACUCAAUAUGCGUCGCUUGAAAAACCUUGAAAUCAUUGAUAAAAGAAACGAUACACCAAUAUUCAUUAAAAAAGAAUUGAGACAUUCAAUAAAACUAGUAGGACAAUCAAAUGUGACAUUUGAAGAUUUCUUAUUUAAUGAUCUCACUGGAUCUGUCGUCGAACUGUCCAUUUCAUCAGAACGACGUACUUUUCGAGUGUAUAAUUGUUAUAUUGAUAUACCAAAUUCGAUUGAACAACGAAAAUCUUCAAGAACACGACUUAUUAUAGCAUUUCCUUGUGAAAAUGAUUAUUAUUUAACUAGCACAGUUUAUACAGGUUUACCAGUUUGUGAUCUUGGUUUUAAUUUUUUAUUCAAUGCUGAUUUUCAGCUAGUCACAAAUAGAGAAAAUGUCCGAGAAAAUGUUCCGGUUAAUGAAUUUAUUCGUAAUCAUUUAGCAGCCCUAUUUGUCUACCUUUUACUGAAUGAUAUGGAAUUAAGAAAAGAUAUUAGUCGAUAUUGUCCAUCAACCAAUACACGUCAACUAAAACAUUCGACAUGGUGGCAAGUGAUGGUAGACGAUAUUAACAAGUUAAUAACUAAAUAUUUUUCGGUUUUAUUGGGUACUGAGAAGGGUAAAGAAAUUCGUUAUUUCAAUACAGAUAUGGCAGCAUUAGUAUCAAAAGAACAAUUGCAGAAUUGUGCUGAUAUUCAAGUAAUUGACUUAGAUACUGAUUUUUUUACAGCUGAACGUUUAAAAUCUCUACAUAUUCAAUCAGUUUCAAUAAUAGAUAUACUUAAUUGCUUUCCAGAUCGAGAAGAAAGAGCAUCAAUCAAUGAAUUCCGUCAAAAUUUUCAACUAGAGAGUCAAAAAAAAGGUGAACAAUGGUGGUCUCAACUUUUUCACUAUAUUAGUCAAGUGAUGCCAUCAGAUGUGUUUAAAAUAAUGCUGCAAAAACCAAUUUUUCUUCUCAAUAAUAAGCAUCAAAGGCAACAUCUCCCAAAAUCUGCUUGUGAGAAAUUAUGUCUCUAUAUUAGUGAUAAUCCAUCAUUCCGAAUGUGGAAAAGACAACUUAUACUCUUGCAAUACUCUUCAGAAUUUGAAAAAACUGCUCUUCUCAAAUCAGAGCAAGUUCAACCUCUUGCAGAAGAAGACCUGAUUAAAAUCAUUCAUCGUCAUCAUUUACAAUUAGCUGCUUCAUAUUUUGACACUGAUGCUGGUCUUCAAGUUAUUGAAGAAGUAUGGAAAGACUUGUUUUAUCUGAAAUCUCGUGUACAUAAACUCGAAAAAUCUACCCCAUUUGUCGUACCAGUUAAUGGAACAUCGAAUUUGACAAUCAUUCAAAAUGCAAUCUUACCAACAGUAUUGGGAGUCGAUAUUCGCUCAUUUAUGUAUUCAACAACUACGCCUAUUAUUUGUCUCCCUUACUAUAACACUGAUCGCGAUCAAUUGAUGGAUAUACUUCAAUGGGAAUAUUUUUUACUAGAAAUGGAUUGUCAACGACCUUCGCUACAUUUGUCUUCAGACGAUAGUAUCACUAAAUUAAUACCAUUACCAUCAUUUGCGAUGUUUACAGAUGAAAAAUGUGCUCUAUUGGCUGUAAGGAUUAUGGCUGCUCACACAGAUCACACAAAAGAUUGUCUUCGUCAAUUUCCUAUUAUGGAUGAUUCGAAGAUUGUACAACAAAUUAGUCGAGUUUCAGAUACAUUCGAUGAAAAUAUCGUUCGCAAUUUGCCAUCAUUACCACGUAUUGCUGUUCCACCACAUUGUCGUGCAUUAGCAAUUGUUCUUGGUGUUCGUGUCGAAUACGAUCUUCACACAUGUGUCUCUGUUUUAAAAUUGUUAAGUGAUGAAAAGAAUACCAAUGUCGAUCUAUAUACUCAAUGGUUAGGUCAUUUGCAAUUGUAUGUCCUUCAACAACAUGAUGAUUUUGAUCGAGAAAGCUUGCUUUCAUCAUGUCAAAUAUAUCUUCCUGAUCAACAAAACUUCUUUCCAUUAAACGAUCUUCUGAUUGUACCAGACAAUAAAGAUCAUCCAAAUGGCAACUUAUUUAUUUCAAAAUACCUCAAUUUACAAUGGAUUUCGCCAUCAGUCAAUCAAAUUUAUUGGCAUCUAAGAGAGCUCUUUCAUAUUUUAGGUUGCACAUGUGCAGUUACUAUUGAUCACAUUUAUGAGACAAUUUAUCGAGCAAAUCAUGAUAAAACUAACUUUUUUGCUUUGGGUGAUUGUACAACAACUCUGACAGAGAAUGGCAUGGAAGUCAUGAUUAUCCUUUUUCAAUAUCUAGAUGAUUUAAUAAUGCAAUGUGUUAAACAGAAUAUUAAAGAUCAUGAUUUAUAUCGUACAAUUGUGGAGAAUAAACAUCAGACAGCACCAUGUGGUAGUCGAGAGGAUUUACAAUGGCGUUUUAGUUUGAGCGGUGAAUCCAUCUCAACAGAACUCAAAAAACUGACUGGAAUAAUAUUGCAACAAAAGAAAAUUAGUCUUCCAACUAUUGAUCGACGACUUGUUACAAAAACAACGGAAAAUAUUGUUUAUACAGGUUUAGAAGUAACAAUCGUUCAAAAUCUAGCAAAAGAUAUUGAUAAACGUUAUUUUAUUUCGCCAUCGAUUACUCGAACAUGUCCAUUAGUCAUAGCGACAUUUGACAUUGAUUACGUUGAACGACGAGGUAAGCUUGAAUGGGAACAUACAAAUAAUAAUAUGGAGUGUCAACUAACCCAAUUAACUGAUAUCUUUCGUAAUGCCGUCGAUGAUUUUGAAUUGGAAGUUAUGACAGCAAAAUAUGCCCGUGUAAACUUACUUCUUUCCGAUUAUUUCGUUAUCGAUUCAAUCGAUAAACAAGACAAAAGUAAAAUCGAUGAAUACAUGGUUCUCACGGAAUUUCCCUUCUGGAUAUUUAACAAAACUAUUCUUCUUUGUGCUGACUAUGAAAAGUCCAUUACAACAAGAGCAACUAUUGCAAUAUCUGCUCUUACUACUUUAUUGUAUAAACGAAAAUCCAUACCAAUCGAAGAAGCUAAGGUCACUGCUCAACAAAAGAUCAGUGCAUGCACAGAGUUUCGCUCAAAUCGAACUGCACAUGUUGCUGGUGCACAGUCGAGCAUUUAUUCAUACACUGACGUUCUCUUUCCUGCUGAUCACCGUGCUAUUGAGUCGAUGACUAUAUCGAUUGGACGUCCUUGUACUACUGAACAAGAUUUAGAAGAUGAUCAAACAAUUACUGAAGUUGUUUUAGAUCGAGUAGCUGAAAAUCGAGCGGCUAACGAUCGAGUUUAUCGCAGUCUAGCUCGAACACAAAAUCAUAAUUCUCGAAAUGAUAACAUGACAAAAGAUUGGAUUGACCCAUUCAUCAUUGAUACUAAGAAACAGACUGAGAUCUGUCAUAAUGCAGAGCAUUUCUUUUUUGCCUAUCUCCAAUAUCUUUAUGGAUCAGUAGAUGUGACAGCAACAAAAAAUUGGCGAUCAUCAUCACGACUUGCCACUUAUCCCAACAAUCGACGUAAUAUCGAUGAUACUGUUGGUUUUGAUUUUGAAUUACAUGAUACACGUCAAUUAUUUACUCGUACCUCAAAAUCAACAACCAAAAUAUGUUAUUUUGAAGUAAAAGACGAACCAACAAGUAACAAUAAUACAACGACGACUCUUUAUGUUCCGCCUCAUAAACGGGAUCGUCAUCAACGGUCAAGGGGGUCAAACAACGAAAAUAAUAAUUAUACGGCAAACCGUGCAUCAACAAAUAGAGAUUAUUCAUCAUCCAUUAGUCGUUAUUCAACUGAUGAUCAUCAUUGGCAGCAACGACCACAACGCGCAUCAACGAAUAAGGAUCAUUCAUCAUCCAGUAGUCAUUGUUCAACUGAUGAUCAGCAUUGGCAGCAACAACAACAACGAUCAAAAUGGUCUAACAACAGAAAUAAUAAUAUUACGACACAAUCUGCAUCAGCGAAUAAUAUAAAAUCAGUCUCUACUCGUCAGCAUCAGCAACGACAAGGUCAAACAUUCCACUCAAACGACGACAAUAACCAUAGAUAUCAUCAACAGUCUCAUAACAAAAAGUGGUAG
Messenger RNA from Rotaria sordida, 6273 nucleotides. Lineage: Eukaryota; Metazoa; Rotifera; Eurotatoria; Philodinida; Philodinidae. The record is from the annotation of a GenBank genome assembly.